CAUCCGAGAAGAAGAAGAAGGUUCCGCCGACGAUGAAAGCCAACUGGUGACAGCCUUGUAACAAAGGGGGAAACGAACAUCACCCGGCACCUGCUAUGUUUGAGAGAUGCUGACCUCAUCUUACCAGUGAGCAUAGCUUGCCACCCCCACACCAGCCGUGACACGACAGCAGGACGAAGAUCAGGCCCGUCAUGGCUGCCAGGCAGCAGAAACCUGUAGCUGCUUCAGACGGCUCAGUGGAGGCCAAAAGGACAGACUUCAGGGCCAAUGAGAAGAAGUGCUCUUGGGCCUCCUACAUGACCAAUUCUCCGACUGUGAUAGUGAUGAUUGGGUUGCCCGCUAGGGGGAAAACCUACAUGGCCAAAAAGCUGACACGCUACCUCAACUGGAUUGGAGUGCCAACUAAGGUAUUUAACCUUGGAGUUUAUAGGAGAGAAGCAGUGAAGUCGUACAAGUCCUAUGACUUUUUCAGACAUGACAACAAAGAAGCAAUGGAAAUUAGAAAGAAGUGUGCUCUGGUGGCACUGGAGGAUGUCAAGGUAUAUCUGAAUGAGGAGGGAGGCCAGAUUGCUGUUUUUGAUGCCACCAAUACCACCAGAGAGAGGAGGGAUCUCAUCCUCCAUUUUACAAAAGACAGUGCAUACAAGGUGUUUUUUGUCGAAUCUGUAUGUGACGAUCCAGAUGUCAUCGCUACAAAUAUUCUUGAUGUGAAGGUGUCCAGCCCAGAUUACCCUGAGAGGAACAGAGAAAGUGUCAUGGAGGAUUUUCUGAAGAGAAUAGAAUGUUAUAAAGUGACAUACCAACCUUUAGAUCCGGACGAACACGACAAGAACCUGUCCUUCAUCCAGGUCAUAAAUGUUGGCCGUCGUUUCUUGGUCAACAGGGUGCAGGACUACAUCCAGAGUAAAAUAGUCUACUACCUCAUGAACAUCCAUGUGCACUCCCACUCCAUCUACCUCUGUCGACAUGGAGAGAGCCAUCACAAUGUGGAGGGACGUAUCGGGGGAGACUCUGAGCUGUCAGAGAGAGGGAAACAGUUUGCAGCAGCUCUGAAGGGUUUUGUUGAAGAGCACCAUCUGUCAGACCUGAAAGUUUGGACCAGCCAGCUGAGACGCACCAUUCAGACGGCAGAAGAACUGAGUGUUCCCUACGAGCAGUGGAAGAUCCUCAAUGAAAUAGAUGCUGGAGUGUGUGAAGAGAUGACAUAUGAGACGAUAGAGGAAACGUACCCAGAGGAGUUUGUCAUGAGGGACCAGGACAAGUAUCACUACCGCUAUCCAGGAGGAGAGUCGUACCAGGACUUGGUUCAGCGGCUGGAGCCAGUUAUCAUGGAGCUGGAGCGACAGGGAAACGUUCUGGUCAUCUGUCAUCAGGCUGUCAUGCGCUGCUUGCUAGCCUAUUUCCUGGACAAAAGCGCAGAUGACCUACCCUACUUGAAGUGUCCCCUGCACACUGUCCUAAAACUCACCCCUGUGGCUUAUGGUUGUAAAGUGGACAUGUUUGAUCUGAAGGUUGAGGCUGUCAACACUCACAGGGACAGGCCACUAAAUAAAGUCCAAACAGAUGUGCCGCCAGCUGUCCUCAGAAGGAACAGCUUCACUCCGCUGUCCAGCCAAGACCAGAUUAAACGUCCUCGUCUUUAUAGCGUGGGCAACCCUCCACAGGCCCGCAUGUCCCAGGCCCCCACUUUACCCAGCAUGCAGUUUUCUGAGGCGUCUGAGGGAGCAGAGUUGCUGCAAAGUGAGGACUCUCUGAACGGUUUCAGUGCAGCAGACACAGAUGACUGUGUUCGGAGUUAGAGAAGCACAAAGAGGAAUUUUCGGCCCUUUACUCAUCUGUCACGUGGAAUACGUGUACUCUUCUCCGCAAAUUCCUCGUAUCUUUGUUCAUACUAAUUACUUUACACUUUUCUUCACUUGGCUACAUCAGUUCUGAGGACCAGCAGUGAAAAUUGCAACCAGCUUCAGCCAUUAAAUUGUUGAGCACUGUGCCACACACUGUGUCUCACCCACUAUGUGUUGUCUGUUCAGUUUUUGUUGGAUAGGACAAUGUGUGUGUCAACAUGAAUGUGCACAUACACUAUGUACAAAAUGAACUCAAUGCCUUUUCAGAACAGCCUCAGAAACUGAGCUGUGAUCCACCUCAGAUAUACAAUGUAAAGACUUGUUGUGACUCUGAAAACUUGUCCAUUAGUUCCUACAGUAGUGCACUCGUCAUAUGAUGCUGUAUUAGAUAUAGAAAGUGUUGAUUGUGAAUCGUAUACCUCAGUGGAAGCUACUGCCUUCAGUUUUAGUGUAAGAAGGUGCCUCUCUAGAGGGAAGCUAUAUACAGCCUUAAUUUGUCCUCAGAUUCUUUCUGAUAAUUACUUAUUUUAACAUUCCCAGGUAAUGUGCAUCCUUCCACUGGUGAUCUGACAAGAUGUAGUAGUAAUUUUAUUCCAAAGUGUCAUUUAAGCAUAUUAAAUAUGAAUUUUAAUUUGCUGUGGGCAGACAUAAGCUAUAAAAAGUAAUGAAAUAUUUUGUGUAGCUCUAUAAAAGGUACAGCAGCUACAAUGUCUCUGUGCUUUUUCUCUGUGACAGUUAUUCCGUUCUUUUCGUCAAUGACGCCUUUCUGUACAUGUUUCCUUCUUCUCCAAUAACUAGCUUGAAUAUAUUCAGCCUCUCACUGUGAUAAUGUAAAGCCGAUCACAUUUGAACUCAACAAAAUUUAAGCAAAUAUUUCAACCACAAAGUGCUGAUAUUGAUAUUGAUGCUGGAUAUUAUGCUGAGCUUUAAUGCUGUUUAGUUUCUUCAUAAGGAAAAUAUUGGUUGUGUACUGCUGAUAGAAUAAUGAUACUGUGUGUUAAGUAUUGCCUUGAUAGUAUCCAUAUGGAUGACAUCCACUGAGACGACUUUAAUUCCUGAUCAUAAAAUAAAUUAUUUGGAAAAGUGCCUUUAAUUUGAAGGACUACAAGGCUGCGGCAAUAGAAAUCAAGAUACUGUACCUGAUGUGCAAAAUGAUGUUUCAUCUGAAUUGAAGGAUUGGCAAUACAUUUGAAUGUAAAACCUUUAAUGUUAUUGCACACUGUCAUGUACAUGUUUCAUUAAAUUAAGUAAGUUUUA
This is a messenger RNA of Seriola dumerili (greater amberjack), 3101 nucleotides long. RefSeq names its product 6-phosphofructo-2-kinase/fructose-2,6-bisphosphatase 2-like. Gene Ontology annotation, molecular function: fructose-2,6-bisphosphate 2-phosphatase activity; 6-phosphofructo-2-kinase activity; ATP binding. NCBI's taxonomy places the organism in Eukaryota, Metazoa, Chordata, Actinopteri, Carangiformes, Carangidae. The coding region runs from base 192 to 1799 and encodes 535 amino acids. The record is from RefSeq and is a predicted model, not a curated record. The transcript has 16 exons. Gene Ontology annotation, cellular component: cytosol. Gene Ontology annotation, biological process: fructose metabolic process; fructose 2,6-bisphosphate metabolic process.